ACUGAAGAAGUAGGCGCCAACAGCGUUAGGACCGCAACACUUCUCUGUGGCUGAGAUCUCAAUCUCUCUAAGGUUGAUGCUCUUCAUGACCUCAUAAAAUUCAAAGGUUUUACAAUGUACAUGUCGAAUGAAGAUAACUCAAAUGUUUAUUAGAACAGUGAAAAUAAUACUAACAAUAGUCCAGUUGUAUUACGCUUCAUCUGUUUCAAUGAAUUUUUGCCAGUAGAUUUGAAAAUCUGUAACAACUCAUUGUUUUAUCAAUUGAUGAAAUGUCUUCUUUUCAAAAAGCACUUGAAAAUCUUAAUGAAGGUACAAUAUGUAUUAGUGUAUGUGUUAGUGUAUGGCUGUUAUUAAUUGCGGCUAGGAUGGAUAAUGUCUUAAUAAUUCCUUAUUGGACAAUAUUUAUACCACUUUGGUUGUGGAAAACAAUUGUUUUUGUCGGCUGGUUAGUUGGUUUAAUAGUAUGGUGUAAACGUUGGAGAAUUCGUGUUGAUGAUUCAGAGCAUAGUACAUUUCUUGUUCGUGAUGACCCUGCUCUACCUUACAUUCAAGCAAUGUCUGUAUCAGCAUUUUUUCACUUUCUUAUCACAUGUUCUGAAGUGUUAUUAUGCAUUCAUUUAUCAAUUGAAUCAUCUAAUCUUACAUAUUUAACUAUUUUAUCACCAUUACUAGUUGUUGGUGCGUUGGGUGUGUUUGGAUUUCUUUUUGUUAUGAUCGACUCAAGAGCAACAUUCACAGCAAAUGCACGACGUCGAAGGCAACAUCAUUCACGAUCCUUAAAUAACAAUACCGGUAAUACUACUAUUACUACAACGACUACUACCAUUACUAGUACCAACACUAUCAACAAUAAUACUACUACCAACAAUAAUUCAGAUUCAUUUGUUUUCAUACCACGCUCACAUCAUGCAUGCUCGUUUACCUUAGAAUUAUGUAUCGCUGCUAAUCUAUUACAAUUAUUAUUUUUAAUUGCUAGACUUGACAAUUGGAUACGUUCAAAUUGGAUUGUCACUUUUAUCCCAUCAUUUAUAUUAUUAGCAAUGGGAUUUUUAUUUUGUUUUGCUGGUUUAACUAUUGCACUAAUCACAUACUUUACAGCCUUCUUUAUUCCUGUAGCUCAACGUAGAUUAUCUGUUUGUUAUUAUGCUUCACAUUUGCUAAUAGUUAUUUUCUUAUGUACUUCAUUAAUCCUUUUAGGCUUAAGAUUAGAUGGUUAUCUUUCUGCUUCAAAAAGCAGUGCACUAAUAAUUUGUAUACCUGUAUUGUUUAGUAUGUUCUUAUAUGCUUCGUUAUCAUCUGGUCCUGGUAAUCCAUGGUGGUUCGGUUUGAACCGUAAUGUACUUCUAGCGAUAUUUGAAUCUUGUCCAACUCUACAAUUGUGUGCCAAUAAUCAUAUUAGUAAAACUAGUCUGUGGAGAGUAUCUCGUUACCAUGGCGGUAAUGGUGAUAUGAAUAACACAUUGAACGCAGAUUCUUAUGAUGGGAAUUCUGUUGGAGUUGAAUUUGUUAGACCUACUAUAACUACCACCAAUCCACCUGUUACUGUUGCGCGUGAACUAACUAAUUCACAUAACUUAAAAUUUUGUCCAAAUUGUUCAGUUGGCUGUUGUAAUUGGUGUUCAUCAUCAUCACCAUCAUCAUCAACAACUAGUAAGAAAAAUAUCCACUGGUCAAAUGUCAAUAUCUCGUCAGAAAUUUCUCAUUUUUACAACUCUUUUCAUUAUACAGAUCAUUUACUUUAUCCAGAUUAAAACUGGUUCUACGCAGUUAUUAUGAUGAUCAUUGUCAUCAUCACUAUCAACAUACACUAUUUCUCCUAUUUGUAACUAGUAAUCACAAGGCUGUAUUUCAUGCACACUUGUCCAUAUAUAUAUAUAAUAAAUCACUUUCCUGUUCCCGAUUUUUUUCAUUUACUUGUAGAAUUUCCAUCUUAUCAUUAUCAUAGUCACUACAAACAACUUAUUCGGGAUAAUAUCAAAGCAUUUCCCCCUGGGUUUUCUUUUGUAGAAAUUAGUUGUUACUUCCUUUCGUUCAUAUUCUAUUUAUUGAUUUGUCAACUGAUUUCCUUCAUCGAACAUUCAUUUAUCUUCCUUCUUGUUUAUUUUCAAUUUUAAUUUAUGUCUUUGAAUUUGUUUUAAAGACUAAGGUGACGUUUCCAUUAUAUUCUACGUUUGGCUAUAUUACUGGAACCAUGUCUACCGCACUGGAAUUAAUUAUCUAUAAUUAUGGAUUAUGGUACCAAACGCAACGGAACACGCACCAACCUGCUGACCGAAGUAACGUCCCUUAAAUUUUAUUUGUGUUUAUAACUUAUAAUUUGUAUACUAUAAUAUUAGCAUUUAUACAUAAUAACUUUGUUGCUAUUUUUGAGUGAAUAUAAUUUUUUGUCCACCACACACCUCUACACAGUAUGGGUCGAAAGAAGUUUGCAAUUAGUAUGAGAAAUGAUGAUUAACAUUUGUGUUUUCAAACUAAAUUGAGAGAUUUAAUCAAGAACUGACGUUUGCUAAAAUGGCAAAAUGCCGUAUAGUUGUAAAAUGAAUAAGUUCCGCGACGAAGUAUUAGAUCAGCCGUCCUAAAUCUCAUUGAUCCCUUCACAAAUUAGUGUCGCCAAAUUUUUACUUUCUCCCUGGGACGUAGAAUAUUUUGAGGGGAUUUCUCGAGUUAGGGUAAAUUUACAGACAUAUUGGGACAAGGUAGACCUUUCAAAGUUUGCACGCAAAUCUUGUAUUCUGUGUGGAAAUAUAGCAUGUGGUAGUUCAACUAAUUACAACAGUAGUGGAAUAAGCUGAAAAUCCCUACACAGCAUUCUGUUGGGCAGUAUUUUCAUUUAAUUGUUUGUUCACCCUCUCUUGUAUUUUAAUCUUUAUUCAGGUCUCUUUUAACCGCGCUUUAUAAUAAUAAUAAUAUAUUCUGAAAAUAAUAUUUACAGAAUUCACACCAGUUUACAGGCAUGAUCAGAUUGUUAUAAAAAUCAACAUUUGAUGUAGAGAGCAAACAUGAAAUAUAAGAAAGUUUUAUGUUUGCUGGUUUAGUAAUUGAUAAAUAGUUUAAAUAUGGCAUAUGUCACGGCAAGCCA
Molecule: messenger RNA, 3079 nt
Organism: Schistosoma rodhaini
Lineage: Eukaryota; Metazoa; Platyhelminthes; Trematoda; Strigeidida; Schistosomatidae
Source: the annotation of a GenBank genome assembly